UUCCCACACACACAAACACACACAGGGCUGUGUAGCUGCCAGUGGGUUUGGGUUCACUACAGCAUGGCACCGUUUCCCUCCUCUCACCGAUGACAACUCACUUCUGCACUGAUUUAUCGGCGCUCGAACUCGCAGGGUCACUCUUUCACGACGCUGCUCGACCUUUGGUGUCUGUCCAACAUGCUACACACACAAACUACCCAACACACACACACACAGUGCGAGAGAGACUGAACAGGUGGUUGGACAGAGAGAAAGUCACAAAGAAACCAGAGAGAACGUUCCCCAUUCCUGCUGUUCUUGUUCAUGUAUGUAUUUAUUUUUUUAUUUAUCGUGUGACGUCUGGUGAGAGCAGAGAUGUUCAGCUACGGCAGGCCAGGCGUCUUCACCUGGACUAGCACUCUGAGGGAGUGUGUUCAUCCCACAGCUGCACGAUCCAAAGUCUCCAUGGCGUCUCCCUGCUCCAGCGGACUCGAGGUUCUCCUGUCUACUCUGGAGAACGCUGGAGACAUCGAGAACAUGCUGAACGUCCUCAACGUGCUGGAUGAACUUCUCUCUGCAGGUACAGCCCGGCGUAUUAACUAUAUGAUCUCUAAAGGAGGAAGUGAAGCUCUUCUCUCAGCGCUGGUGAAAACGUCUCAGUGCUCGAGUCCAAACUUCACACUGCUGCUGUCCACACUACACCUCCUCGCUAAGGUGGGACACAGAGACCGUAUGAUCGGGGUGAAAGCGGAGAAAGCCGGCGCCGUUUUACUGAUACUCAGUCUUUUACGGCAAAACUGGGAAAAUGUCAGGAGAGUGGUGGCGUGUCUGUGGGUCAUCACCACCUUCUGCUCCUCUAUUUCCACUGCCAUGCUGUUAGGAGAGAAUGGAGCUCUGGACGUUGUGUUUAAGCUGAUAACACCACCUGCUGCAAAACACACUCGCACAGUCAAGGCCGCUGUCCUCGCCUUCUCCGCUCUGCUAUCCUCAAAGGAUAAUGUCCGCCUGGCGGUGGGGAAACGGUACAUCUCGGGCUUGUUGAGAGUUUAUGAAGACUGGCACACGCAGGAUUCGAGGAACGAGCAUGUCGCCGUACGCAGGGCGUUCCUCCACUGCCUGCACAGUGCCGCCAAAACCAGCGCCGGGAGACACGCCCUCGUUUCUGAGGGAGGAGUCGCUGUGCUGUAUAACACCACACAGGCGUGUUUGUUGACGAAGGACUCCGAGUCUCUGGUGGAAAGUGCAGUUCAGCUCAUGAGGAAAUGUCUCCCAAAACUUCCUCUACCUUUAAGUUCGGAUCGCAGCACCUACAGCUUCCUACUUCCUGGAAAAACUGAGGAGGCCUGGGAAUCUGACUCAGGAGCCAAUGAUGUAAACAAUGAAGAUGACAGUGAUGAAGAACAAGAAAUCGAAGAGCCUGAAUGCCACGAUUUCGAGGAUGAUUUGGAGACGGAUGUGAAUAAGCUGAGGGCUCGGCCGGAUCCGGAUCGGCCAAAGGAGCAACUGGCUCAGUACGCACACUUCUGCCCUGAACUCCAUCACAACUUCCAGGAUCUGGACUCGGGCUCUGAGCGAGACGCGAGCUCCGACGACAACGUCAAAGUCCAGAGCGGAAGAAAAUCCAAAACAUCGUCCGAUAACCGAUCGCCUCCGUCUUCGCCCGGAGAGAAGCAAGAAGAGACGGAGCUGAAAGCCCGGGAUUUCCAUAGUCGCUUCCUGAACUGCUCGGGAAUUCAACAGGAAGCCCGUAACAGCAUGUUGGACAGACUUUUGGAGAAAUACGCCGCCUCGAUUCCCCAUCACGAUCCUCGGCUUUACAGCGGUGCGGCUGCUCACACUAAAUCCAUCGCCACGUUCUCCAUUUUGGCUUUUCCGGAUUUCUGGGGACAUCUUCCUCCGGCCGGGCUCCAGCGCAUGGCUCACAGGAAACCUCACAUCCAGAGAAAGAAAGUUUUUGAAGACAUCCAGCGCCUCCUCUGUCCCGAUGACAUCAUCAGUAAAGUCGUUUUUGAUAUUGAAGAGCCCAGUCCUCAUUGUUCCAACAAAGCCCCAGCAGACUCUCUUCGUUUCUUCUCCACGUUUGAGAAUGGGAACUUAAGGAAAGCUGUUCACAUCCGCAGAUACGAGUAUGAUUUGAUCGUUAACGCCGAUGCGAACACGUCGACUCAUCAGCAGUGGUUUUAUUUUGAGGUCAGUGGAAUGGCGGCGAACGUUCCUUACCGCUUCAAUGUCAUCAACUGUGAGAAAAGCAACAGCCAGUUCAACUACGGCAUGCAGCCCGUGUUGUAUUCAGUAAAAGAGGCACUUGAGGGAAGACCUCAGUGGGUUCGAACGGGAACUGAGAUCUGCUACUAUAGGAAUAAUUUCCGGCCGUGUGAGGGUCACGGAGGUCGCUGCUUUUACACUUUGACCUUCACCGUCACCUUUAGGCACGAGGACGAUGUGUGUUACCUGGCCUAUCAUUAUCCGUACACCUUCGCCACGCUGCAGUCUCACCUCCAGAUGCUGCAGCGCUCUCUCGACCCGCGGAAGAUUUUCUUCAGACAGCAGACGCUGUGUAACACUCUCGGGGGAAACGCCUGUCCUCUGAUCACCAUCACGGCCACGCCCACCUCACACACCUCUAAACACCUGCACCAGCUCCGGAACAGGCCGUGUGUGUUCCUGACAGCGAGGGUGCAUCCCGGUGAGUGUAACUCCAGCUGGGUGAUGAAGGGAACGCUGGAGUUCCUGUGCAGCGACGACGCCGUGGCCGAGAGUCUGAGAGAAACGUUCAUCUUCAAAAUCAUCCCCAUGCUCAACCCUGACGGAGUGAUACACGGCAACCACCGUUGCUCUCUCAGUGCUGAUGAUCUGAACCGUGAGUGGAUGAAGCCGAGUCUCGUCCUCAGUCCCACCGUCUAUCACGCGAAAGGACUGCUGUAUUACCUCUGCAGCAUCGGCAAAACCCCACUGGUGUUCUGUGAUUAUCACGGUCACUCGAGGAAGAAGAACGUGUUUCUGUACGGUUGCAGUGUGAAGGAGACGCUGUGGCAGUCCGGCUCUCCCAUUAACACCGCUUCACUUAAAGAGGAUCCGGGAUACAGAACGAUCGCUAAAACUCUGGACCGAAUCGCUCCGGCGUUCUCCUUCAACAGCUGUAAUUUCUUGGUGGAGAAGUCGCGGGCGUCGACGGCACGCGUGGUGGUCUGGAGGGAGAUGGGUGUUUUACGCAGCUACACCAUGGAGAGCACCUACAACGGCUGCGAUCAGGGUAUCUACAAGGACCUGCAGACGGGGACGCGCGAGUUGGAGGAGAUGGGGAUGAAGUUCUGUCAGAGUCUCCUCACUCUGAGGAAAAACUCCAUUAACUACAACAGCCGCCUCAUCGAGCAGGCAGCCGCCAUCUUAGACCUGGACAACGGCCUGAUGGACCACAAAUCCCACAACUGCUUCGAGGACGACGAGCCUCCAUGCGUGGAGGACAUCGAGUACUCGUCCUACAGCGAGAUCUACAGCGCCACCGAGCUGGACGAAGAGGUCGACGGAAACACGUCCAGCGCCGACGAGGACGAGGACGGGGAAGAUCGCAGCGGGAAAUCCCGGCACAGGAAGUCGGCCGUGUUCCCUCACGCCUGCCAUCAGGAUUCCUUAGAGACUCUGAGCCUGAAGAGCAGCAACAGCAUCGACAUCAACAACACGUACCUGAGCUAGAGGACAACGAGUUCAACGAGAAUAUUCACGCGAUACGUUACUGACCCGAGCUUUAACGAGGAAAAAAUAUCUCCAGCUAACAAGCAACAGAAAUAUUACAUAUAUUAAUAUCAAUAUAGCUUAGUGAUUGUGAUUUAACUUUACUUUACUUACAAUAAUAGACUUCAGUAUAAAUAAGAAAGUAUCGUUACUUAAGUAGAACGUUCCUUGUUAUGCGAUAUCAGAUGUACAGUAUAGCUAAGUAACGACAAAAUAAUUUUCAACAUUAACAUCUAACAGGCUGAAACGUCUUGGAGAAGCGUCACCGUUACGCACGCCAUUCUCUGCGGGGGGAAAAAACCUGAGCGCUAUCGUAUUCCACGUUCAACUGACCUCUGAAUCGUCAUUUUCAAGGAAAUUUAACCUUGUCUUUUGUUAGCAACAAGCUAUCCAGCUAAUGCUAGUGGUGCGCGUGACCUUUAACAUUAACGUUCUAGAUUCGAUCAGUGAAAGCAUCUGCGUGUUGAUUGAUUUAAAAAAGCAAAAAAGCAAAAAAAAAAACAAAAAAAAGCAAUGAUGUUAAUCCUAUUUGAAAAGUGGAGCUGCAGGACAACUUCCCAACGUUCCGAGUGUGAAGUCCAAGCUACGACUCGGUCGGAAAUUCCGAGUAACGAGUUUUAGUCCUCCUUUUGGAAAAACACGCGUUCGAAUCGCAAUCGUUUGAAUAUUCAAAUGCGUCCGCAUAUUAACGAACCUAUAUAUAACGGCAGUGUUAGUUACACGAUUAUUUUAGAUCGCGUAAACAUCAGAAACACAAAAUGAUCCAAAAACGUUACUUUAUUUAUAGUAAUUUAGCUAGCUUAGCGCGUUCCCGCGUACCUUGGCUUACACACGAUGUUCCGAUAUUAAAGCUUUUUGCUGAAUUUGAACAUUGGGGGGGAUACGUUACGCCGCGCUCGUGCAUGAACGUGAUGGAGAAACUAAACACGCACAAAGACAAUGCACUCGGAACACCGGACAAUUCCAAUCGGAACAUUUUUGUACUUGAGCGUCUUGUUCCGUAAGAAAAGGAAGUGAACUGACUUCAGAAACUGAUUACACGAGCAUUUCAUCCCCGUCUUUCCUGCACCGACCGCAGCCAACACCUCUGACCUUUAAACAGCGGUAAACCUCUCGCUCCAGACACGAUUAUCUCAUUACUAUAAAAUACUGCAGUUCUUUUUCAUCUGGGAACAUCUGGAUUAAAAGGUGAAAUCCCCACACUACGGAUAAAAAUAAGUAACACACCGGAUAUUAAUGAUAUUUCCGUGUCAGGAUUUGAGACCGAUCGAAAGCAGAGCCGAUUCCAACGACUCGAUGCGUUCGACAGUCAUUUGUUAUGUUAAGAAACUAAAUGUUCAGUCAUUUAUUAUAAAAGUAAAACAACUACACAACAUCAGCACUUAGUGUGUAAGAGUUAACGUUAAAUCAUUUAUAUAGCGUUUAUUUAUCAUUUUAGUGUGUUUGUUUUUGUGCAGCGUUUAAAAAAAAAUUAUUAACUGUGAUUUUCUGCCUUAUUUGUGUAAAGCGCACACACGCACGCACGCACGCACGCACACACGCACACACACACACACACACACAGCACUAGAACAAUAUACAAACAAACAAGUGAAGAAACGGUGUCUCUAAAGGGAACU
Molecule: messenger RNA, 5333 nt
Organism: Ictalurus punctatus (channel catfish)
Lineage: Eukaryota; Metazoa; Chordata; Actinopteri; Siluriformes; Ictaluridae
Product: cytosolic carboxypeptidase 4
Exons: 24
Coding region: 358-3675 (1105 amino acids)
Biological process (GO): C-terminal protein deglutamylation; protein side chain deglutamylation; proteolysis
Molecular function (GO): zinc ion binding; metallocarboxypeptidase activity
Source: RefSeq, a predicted model, not a curated record